AUAGGAAAAAUGAAGAUCUUUUACACUCUCGUCUCCACCGUGGCAGUCAUCAAUAAUUCCAUUGAUGUAAGUUCGCAAUUCGACUGUUUACCUAAUGGCGCAUGUACUUCUUAUGAAUCUUUUUAUGGCGGACCUCAUCCUCUUGCCAGAAUUCGUACAUUUGAUUCUCCUCGCAAACGUUCCCCUGCCAAACAUCAUGACUUACCUUCGCAUUCCGACACUUUACCUACAAGUUUACAUACUUCUCCUGCCGAACUUUCUAGUCAAAAUGAGCGUGCGCUCGUAUUUCGAAGAUUAUCAAUUCCUGCCUCAUUAGGUCUUUAUAUAAGAUUCAUAAAGCCAAAAUUCAAGAGAAUAUUACCAAACAAUGUACUUCCUGCUGUAUUGGACAAAGAUGGUGAGGUCGUUGGAAUAAUGGAAGAUAAGAAGCUUCGUGGACUAUAUGAUCCUUCAAAAUCAUACCGGGUUAUAUACAGGACGAAAGAAAAUGAUUUUAUAAAGAUUAGACCUAGUCAACAGAAGACUUUUUAUGGAGGCUUGAAACUUAAUUUCAUCAAUGACAAAAUCUCCACAUAAAGUUAAUAACAAAUAAUUUGUAAGAU
This is a messenger RNA of Belonocnema kinseyi, 602 nucleotides long. RefSeq lists its product as uncharacterized. The record is from RefSeq and is a predicted model, not a curated record. The transcript has 3 exons. The coding region runs from base 10 to 576 and encodes 188 amino acids. NCBI's taxonomy places the organism in Eukaryota, Metazoa, Arthropoda, Insecta, Hymenoptera, Cynipidae.